AUGGAUUCCCACGCAGCCUUGGAGCUGCUGGAGUACUUGCGCACCGGAUAUCCCAUCCUCCUCUUAAUCCUCUUUGUCGUCACCUUCAUCCUCAACACCGUCGUUACCGCGCGGAAAGCCCGCAACAAUGACUCUCAGCGCUUUGGCCCCGGAGGCAGGUUACUGCCUCAACGAUCUCGAAGUGUUCCUUACAAACCCCGAGAAUUCUCAAAGAACGUCAAACAACUCUUCACCAUCCUCUCCGCACUCAUCCCCCUCACCUUCGUUGCCGAUGCAACUAUUUAUAUCUUACAUGUCAUGGCCGCCAGGUCAGAGAACUGGUGGCGAGGCCAGCCUGCAGUGAUCUACAUCGUCGGCUCGUUCUUUGUUUAUGCAGUGCUGCUCAUGGCAUUGCUAGACACCUCUCCGUCCCCUACAAUCGCACAAUUCGUGUGUUGGUCGGUCGCCAUUCCUGUCGAAUUGGUGAUUUUGAGCACAUCCCUCUCGGUUUACACCUCGGUUCACCAUGAACCUGUUGUUGGGAACCCAGAGGGCGGCAAGCUUCGGAAAGGGAUCACCUUUUGGGAAACCCUGGAGGUAGGAUCCAACAGUCUGCGUGUGCUCAUUCUAUUCGCCUUGGUCGUCCUCUAUGCUUGCCAAACGAUGAGCUUGAAGAGCCACGAGAAGGAGAACCAGCGGGCCAAUGGAGCCACCGAAGCCACAGGACUUCUGGAUUCGAGUAGAACCGAAAAUGGAAACGGCAAUGGUCACGGCAACGGCAAUGGAACGAAUGGUCACACGUACGGCUCAACAAAUGGAACCGCUCGCCCCCAAGCCCCCAAGCCUGAUCCGUGGGUGCGUCCCACUACGGUUCCCUCUACCAGUUGGUGGGAAUAUCUGGCCGGAUACUCGCUCUUUUUCCCAUACCUGUGGCCAUCUAAAUCCCGCCGGCUGCAGAUUGUGGUGACUGUUUGUUUUGUGCUGCUCGUCUGCCAGCGCGCUGUCAACGUUUUGGUGCCGCACCAAGUGCAGAUAAUCACCGAGUCUCUCACUGACAAUGAAGGUAAAGACUUCCAGGUCCCAUGGACUCAAAUCUGCCUUUAUGUGGUGUAUCGUUGGUUGCAGGGCAACCAGGGUUUGCUCAGUUCUCUGCGCUCCAGCCUUUGGAUUCCUGUGAGCCAGUAUUCCUACAUGGAGCUUUCAACUGCCGCCUUUGAGCACGUGCAUGGUCUUAGCUUGGACUUCCACCUUGGAAAAAAGACAGGCGAAGUCUUGUCCGCGCUCAGCAAGGGCAGCUCGAUCAACACUUUCCUGGAGCAAGUCACCUUCCAGGUUGUGCCGAUGCUCAUCGAUCUGGUCAUUGCGUUCGUGUACUUCUUGAUUGAAUUUGAUGCGUAUUACGCUUUGGCCGUCGGUAUCUCUACAUUUGGCUACCUCUAUGUCACUAUUCGGAUGGCUCAAUGGAGAGCAGAAAUCCGCAGGCAGAUGGUUAACGCCUCUAGGCAAGAAGAUGCUGUGAAGAAUGAUUCGAUGGUCUCAUAUGAAACCGUCAAAUAUUUCAACGCCGAGCAAUAUGAAUUCAACAGAUACCGUGGUGCCGUGGGUGACUUCCAGAAGGCUGAAUAUCACGUUCUGUUUUCCUUGACACUCCUCAAUACUUGUCAAAAUACAGUGUUCAUGAUGGGUCUCUUGGUGAUGUGCUUUAUCUGUGCAUACCAGGUAUCUAUUGGUCAACGCCCUGUGGGCAAGUUUGUGGCUCUCUUGACCUAUAUGGUGCAGCUUCAGGGCCCACUGAACUUCUUCGGUACUUUUUACCGAUCCAUUCAGUCGGCAUUGAUAAAUGCCGAGCGUCUCUUGGAGUUGUUCCGCGAGCAGCCAACUGUGCUUGAUAACACCCGUGCCACCCCGCUGGCUUUGUGCAAGGGCGAUAUCAAGUUUGAGGACGUCGAAUUUGCCUACGACGCACGGAAGCCCGCCUUGAAUGGCCUUACUUUCCACUGUCAUCCCGGAACCACUACCGCUUUGGUUGGUGAAUCUGGCGGAGGCAAGUCCACUGUCUUCCGUCUCCUGUUCCGGUUUUACAACUCCGAGAAUGGCCGCAUUCGCAUUGAUGGGCAUGAUGUUCAGGACAUCACCAUUGAUUCGCUUCGCAAGCAUAUCGGCGUUGUACCCCAAGAUACCGUAUUAUUCAACGAGACUUUAAUGUACAAUUUGAAGUACGCCAAUCAGGACGCUUCUGAUGAAGAUGUCUACGAGGCCUGCCGUGCUGCCAGCAUCCACGACAAGAUUUUGGCAUUCCCUGAUGGUUACAAUACCAAGGUCGGAGAGCGUGGCUUACGACUCAGUGGAGGCGAGAAACAACGUGUGGCUAUCGCACGUACAAUCAUCAAAAACCCUCGUGUCAUUCUGCUGGACGAGGCCACCGCCGCGCUAGACACAGAUACAGAAGAGCACAUCCAGAGAGCUCUCUCUACACUCUCGCGAGGUCGCACGAUGUUGGUUAUUGCCCACCGUCUCAGCACAAUCACAACCGCGGACCGCAUUUUGGUUCUUUCCGAAGGCCAAGUAGCUGAGAGUGGCACCCACGAAGAGCUGCUGGCCAUGAAGGGCCGAUACGCUAGUAUGUGGCGGAAGCAAAUUCGGGCUCAAAAGGCAGCAGCAGAAGCACAGUCUCUUGCUGAACGAAUUCGCACUGCUACCACCAGCGACGACAGCUCGAGCCAAUCUGACGAAGACCGUAAGAUUGGUGCUCGUCGGACCAAUUAA
Messenger RNA from Penicillium salamii, 2745 nucleotides. NCBI's taxonomy places the organism in Eukaryota, Fungi, Ascomycota, Eurotiomycetes, Eurotiales, Aspergillaceae. The record is from the annotation of a GenBank genome assembly.